AAACUGAGGCUUAAACAACGUGCCUAGGAGGCCACAGAUGUUGCAACAAACCACAGCAGUAUUAGCAGGACCCAUGAUGGUGUCACUGACAGAAUUACAGGUGCCCCAGGGAAGGUGUGGAGACACAGACUAUCUCCAGACAGCAGUGGCUGCAGGAGGAAGAUGAUAAAGCAGCAGUCACUUCAUUCUGCUGGUUCAAGACCAUGGACAUCAAGGAUGGCAGCUGGGCAGCUGUGCCAGCCAACUGCUCCCUGGCACCUCUGCAUCCAUCAGGGAGGCCAGGGCUUGGAGAGUGACCAACCACCAGCUGUCUGCAGCCAUGUCCUCUCCCCAAGUUUGGGAUGAAUGCGCUUCUCCUGUCUGCCUGGUUCAGCCACUUACGGAUCCUCCAGAUCCUGGUCAACUCCGGGGCCAAGAUCCACUGUAAGAACAAGGACAGCCUGACCUUACUGCACUGCACAGCCCAAAAAGGCCAUGUGCCAGUGCUGGCGUUCAUAACAGAGGAUCUGGAGGACAUGGCCCUGGACCACGCUGACAAGCUGGGAAGGACAGCAUUUCAUCGGGCUGCAGAGCACGGGCAGCUGGAUUCUCUGGACUUCCUUGUGGGCUCUGGCUGUGACCACAGUGUCAAAGACAAGGAGGGGAACACAGCCCUUCACCCGGCCGCCCGCUGGGGCCACCUGGCCGUGCUGCAGCGGCUCAUGGACGUCAGGCUGGACCUGGAGGAGAGGAAUGCGGAAGGUCUGACUGCCCUGCACGCAGCUGCUGAAGGGAUCCACCCCGACUGUGUGCAACUCCUCCUCGGGGCCGGGAGUAGCGCGAACGCCCUCACCCAGAAAAAGCAGAGCUGCUUCCACUACGCAGCCCUCGGUGGCUCUGAGGACAUGGCCUGGGCCCUCGUCCAUGCAGGAGGAAGCACUAACGUGGCUGAUCACGUACGCGCCUCUCCUGUGCACAUCACCGUGAGGCACAACUUCCCCGUCCUGGUGCAGCUCCUUAUCGACACCGGCAGUGACCUGGACGCCAUGGAAAAUUCCCAGGACACCCCUCACCUUGCCGCCGAGCACGCCUGGCAGGACAUAGUGGGUAUUCUCCUCAUUGCUGGGGUUAACUUAAACCUGAGAGAUAAGCAAGGAAAAACCACCUUGCCAGUGGCCACCCACAUCAACCAUGUCAGCCUGGUGGAAAUGAUCAUAAAAGCCGAUUGCUUCUACAGAUGAGAGAAGGACCAGCUCUCAUGCAGGGACCUCUGUGACCCCUCUGGGAAGAGCUUGACCUUUAAGCAGGACCAUCGGCAGGAAACACAUCAGCUCCGCUCUGUGCUGUGGUGACUGGCCUCCAGGUACCUGCAGCCCCACGAGUGGAAGAAGCUGGCGUAUUGCUGGGAGUUCACCGAGGCCCACGUCCACGCCAUUGAGCAACAGUGGACAGGCACCGAGAGCUACCGGGAGCACGGGCACCUCACAGCCAGUGAGAACCCCAGCAGAGUGCUCUUCAAAGGCCUCGUCGCCAUUGGCAGGAGGGACCUGGCUGAAAGCAUCAGGAAGAAAGCAAACGAUGACUCUAGCGCCCCAAGGAGGUGCACAGCCAUGUAACUGGAGGGACUGGACAUUCAGGAGCAUGGAACCUCAGAGUGGGGGCCACUGAACAGAGGAGGACCACCGUUUAAGGGCUUAAAAAGCAAUUACUGUAAACAGACUUCCAGCUGCUUCCACUGAAACCCAUAUUAGGA
Lagenorhynchus albirostris (white-beaked dolphin) is the source of this 1732-nucleotide messenger RNA. It is a transcript of the gene ANKDD1A, whose product is annotated as ankyrin repeat and death domain containing 1A. Gene Ontology annotation, molecular function: protein binding. NCBI's taxonomy places the organism in Eukaryota, Metazoa, Chordata, Mammalia, Artiodactyla, Delphinidae. The record is from RefSeq and is a predicted model, not a curated record.